Molecule: messenger RNA, 2147 nt
Organism: Vespa crabro (European hornet)
Lineage: Eukaryota; Metazoa; Arthropoda; Insecta; Hymenoptera; Vespidae
Product: pseudouridine-metabolizing bifunctional protein C1861.05
Exons: 9
Coding region: 10-2085 (691 amino acids)
Molecular function (GO): pseudouridylate synthase activity
Source: RefSeq, a predicted model, not a curated record
UCGAACGUCAUGCGUCUCAUUAACUUUUGGAAAAAAUUGAGAAAAAUCGAUGUUCUAAACAACGAUCUUUCUUCUCGAUCCAUUACGAAUCGAUGCAAACAUAUUAUUUAUGGGGACGACGUGAUUGCAGGGAAAAAAAAUUCCCAACCGAUAAUAGCAUUGGAAUCAACCAUUAUAACCCAUGGGAUGCCUUUUCCUGAAAACUUUAAUACCGCAAUUAAAGUCGAAGAUGCUGUGAGAAAACAAGGAGCAGUACCUGCGACAAUAGGAAUUAUAAAUGGAAAGAUACACGUUGGUCUUGAUAGUGAACACUUGGAAAUAUUGUCUAAAACAAAUUCUGCUAUUAAAUGUUCAGCCAGAGAUUUAUCCUCUGUUGCAUUGCAAAAAUUGAAUGGAGGAACUACAGUCAGUGCUACAAUGUCUAUAGCAAAUUUAGCAGGCAUACCAGUUAUGGCUACAGGUGGUAUAGGUGGUGUACAUAGAGAAGCAGAAACUACCUUUGAUAUAAGUACAGACUUAAUAGAACUCAGUCGUACACCCAUUGCUGUUGUUUGUUCCGGUGUUAAAUCUAUUUUGGAUAUUGACAAAACAUUAGAAUAUCUAGAAACUCAAGGAGUACCCGUUGUAAAUAUUGGCCAUACAUAUAAUUUCCCAGCUUUCUAUUGUGCUGAAACAUAUGAUAAAAUAAAAGCUCCAUUUAAAGUAACAAAUUCUAAAGAUGCAGCAGAUUUUGUAAGAAUACAAAGAGAAUUGAAUCUUUCCACAGGCAUAUUAUUAGCUGUUUCUGUUCCCAAAGAGCAUGCAUUAAAUCCUAAUGAAGUUGAAAUAGAAAUAAGUAAAGCUUUAGAAAAGGCUAAACGUAUGCGUAUAAAAGGAAAGAACGUUACACCAUUAUUAUUGAAAGAACUUAAUGAAAUAACAAGUGGCAAGUUUCUUAAGACUAAUAUUGCACUUAUAGAAAAUAAUGCUAAAGUUGCAGCAGAAGUAGCAAAAUAUCUUUAUGAAGGAACUCAAGCUUCUACUUUAUCUCAACAUUCCAAACACUUACCAGCAUUUAACAGAAGUCCUGUAGUAGUAGGUGCUGCAAUUCUGGAUACCAUUUUGCAAGUGGAGGAUUCUGAGAUAAAACUCGAUGGUAGAAUGCACGCAGGUCACAGUCGGCAAAGUUGCGGUGGGGUCGGCCGUAACGUAGCCGAUGCUUUGAUCAAGCUAGGAGCCCACGAUACGCGCUUUAUUUCUGUCGUUGGCAACGACGAGCCUGGGACAGCUAUAUUCCAGAGUUUGAAGGGAGGCGGUGGAACCUUGAAACGUUCGUCCGAUGUGUCCACGGCUAGCUGUACCGUCGUGGUCGAUGCCAAAGGUGAAUGUUGUUUCAUCGUAGGCGAAAUGGAAGCUUUUGCUGCCAUUGAUAUUAAUUUAAUAAAAAAAUAUCAAACGCAAUUGGAGGCAGCCAGUAUUAUCGUCAUCGAUGCCAAUUUACCCACGGAAACUAUGGCAUUGACCUUGGAUAUCGCCUCCCACGCGAAAAUUCCAGUUUGGUACGAGCCAACGGACGUAAAUAUAGCAACAAAAUUAUUCGAAAUUGGAUCGCAAUGGGAAAAUACGUUGCAUUUUAUAUCGCCAAAUAAAAACGAAUUAUUAGCCAUAAGUAGAUUCUUGGGUAUACCAGUGCCUGACAAUAAAUUAAUUAUUACAUUGGAUGAUGUAAACGAAAUGGCGAAUCAUUUAGCAAAAUAUAUUCCAGUGAUCAUAAGCACUUUGGGAUCAGAAGGUGUUUUGAUUACACGUGAAGCUAAAAAAACUGAUCCAUUUUAUGACAAACACGGUGUACUGAUUAAGAAUGGUGCAAUUAAUUCUCACUUAUACAAACCAUUAUCUCAUGUUUCCAAAAUUCCCUAUAAAAUAUUCAGUGCUAGUGGUUGCGGAGAUUGUUUUGCCGCAGGAAUAAUAUACGGUAUUCAUAAUAAUCUAAACGAAGAAAAUUGUGUAAAUUUAGCUCUUAAAGCUGCUGAUCUAUCUUUAAGAUCUCACGAAGCUGUGCCUUCAACAUUGUCGAGCCUUAAUGAAAAGUUUCUAUGUCAUUAAUAUACGUAUAAAAUAAUUGUCAUUUUUAUAUUAUUUUUAAUAAAAUGAUUGAAAAUAAAAAA